AUGGCCAAGGCGUCUAAGCAAACGAAGAAGUUCCAGAACAAGCACUUGAAGCAUACGAUUGAGCAUCGUAAGAAAGUUCAAGAGUUCAACAAGAAAGCCUCGCUGAGAAAGAAAAAGACCUCCACGGGAGAGCCACCAAAGCCAAAAGAUGGCCGAGCUAAGGAAGUGUUUGACGACAUGUCAGUUGAAGAUUUUUUUGAAGGUGGAUUUGAAGUGCCCAAGGAAAAAUCAAAGAGCAAAAAGAAGCAGAAAGAAGCCGUAGAGUCACAAGAUGACUCUUCUUCCUCGGAGGAAGAGACUGAGAUGAACUUGGAGGAGUUGGAGAAAGAUGAUCCUGAAUUUUACAAAUAUUUGAAGGAGAAUGAUAAGGAGCUUUUAAGUGUCAACCCGUUGGAUGCCAUAAGUGACGACGAUGAAGACGGUGAUCAAGAUGAAGAUGAAGAUGGAGAUAAAGAGAUGGGAGAAGCAGCAGAGUCAGAUGAAGAUGUUGCUGCCGCUGCUGCUGCAAAAUCCGAUUCGUCAAAAGUGCAAAUCACCACCCAACUCGUAAAGAAAUGGGGCGAGCAACUUGCUACACCAACACCAAAGAUCAUCAGAAACAUUAUAAUUGCAUUUAAAGCUGCUAUAAAUAUAAACAAGAGCGAAGAUUUCAAAUACGCCAUGAUUGACCCACAGGCGUUUGCAGACUUGAUGAUACUAGUUUUAAAGAAAGUUCCCAUUGCAGUGCAGAAAAUCGUGAAAUACAAGACGAACCAACAGAAUGUGCGCACACUUCCUCAAAAUGCCCAAGCUAGUCAGCUCGGUGCUAUAUUCAAGACCCACGCUAGCUCCUACAUCACCAUGCUUCAGGAUAUCACCAACACCGAGACUGCCGCUUUGGUUUUGGCGUCGCUUUACGAAGUGUUUCCAUACUAUCUAUCCCAGCGUCGUCUUUUAAAGCAAAUCCUCACCGCCGUGGUUGAGGUGUGGGCAAGCGCCAAUGGACUCGAAACUCAGAUUGCUGCGUUUGCAUUUUUAAACAAUGUCGUUCGAGAGUAUCCAAAGUCGAUUUUGGAAACAGUGUUGAAGUUGACGUAUUCUGCACUCUUGCAGCAUUGCCGAAGAACCAAUAUCCACAGCGUGGACAGGAUCAACUUCUGUAAAAACUCCGUGGCGGAAUUGUACGAAAUCGAUGAGACCAUUAGUUACCAAAUAGGGUUCGAAUACGUGAGACAGUUGGCCAUCCACUUGAGAAACAGUAUAAACGCCACAUCCAACGCUAAGGAAGGGUACAAGACCAUCUACAAUUGGCAGUAUUGUCAUUCUUUGGACUUUUGGUCGCGAAUGUUGUCUAAACUUUGCAACCCUGAAGUAGAGUUGAGGAACCACAAGCUGAAAGAAUCACCUUUGAGACUGUUGAUCUACCCGUUGGUUCAAGUUACAUUGGGAACCAUCAGAUUGAUCCCCACGGCCCAGUUUUUCCCCAUGCGUUUCUACUUGGUAAGGUCUUUGAUUAGAUUAUCCCAGCUGACGGGAGUCUACAUUCCACUUUUCCCCUUGUUGCUCGAGACCCUUUCUUCAACUGCAAUCACCAAGUCACCAAAGGCUUCAAACUUGCAAGCGUUUGACUUUGAGCACAAUAUCAAAGUAAACCAAGCUUAUUUGGGCACGAGGGUGUACCAAGAAGGUUUGGCUGAGCAGUUCCUCGAGCUAACUGCCGAGUUUUUUGGGUUGUAUGCCAAAUCCAUCGCGUUCCCCGAGUUGGUCACUCCUGCAAUUUUGGCUCUCCGGAGAUUCACCAAAAAGUCGAAAAAUGUCAAGUUCAAUAAACUGAUAGGCCAGUUGAUUGAAAAAUUGAACGCUAAUGCGCAAUUGAUCACGUCCAAGAGAUCAAACGUGGAGUACGGUCCUAGUAACAAACAGGAAGUUAAAACAUUCUUGAAUGACUUUGAUUGGGCAAAGACACCGCUAGGUCAAUACAUCCAAGUUCAAAGACAGGUCAAGGAAGAAAGACUCAGAAUGCUUAAGGAAGCUCAAAAGGAGCAAGAUCGUGCUAGAAAAGAAGAAGAAGAGGAAGCUGAAGAUGAAGAAGAAGCUGAGGAAAGUGAUUGA
Molecule: messenger RNA, 2091 nt
Organism: Lodderomyces beijingensis
Lineage: Eukaryota; Fungi; Ascomycota; Pichiomycetes; Serinales; Debaryomycetaceae
Source: the annotation of a GenBank genome assembly